AUGGCAGAACACAUCCGCAUCCUCUCCCCCCGCGCGGGCGGCGGAGGCGGUGCCGCCGACCCAGCCGCCUACGUGCCUCCGCCGUCGAUCGGGCACGAGAUCGGGGUCAUGUGUGGGGGGAUCGCGGCGAUGGUUAUCGGCGCGGCGCUGUUCUACCUUUGGUGGACCAUGAAUCUGAAGCGGGAGGCCAAGAAGGAAGAGGAGCGCGUUGAGGGGCUGAGGGCGAGGGGGCUGUUGAAGGAGGAGAAGUAUUGA
This is a messenger RNA of Coniosporium apollinis CBS 100218, 255 nucleotides long. RefSeq lists its product as uncharacterized. The transcript is spliced from 2 exons. The record is from RefSeq and is a predicted model, not a curated record. The coding region runs from base 1 to 255 and encodes 84 amino acids. Lineage: Eukaryota; Fungi; Ascomycota; Dothideomycetes.